AUGCAUACAAGAUUCAUUUCAAUCACUAAUGAGCUACACUGUUUAGGAGAAGCGAUUCCUUUAUACAAUCAGAUGAGAAAGAUUCUGGGGGUUGUACCUAAAUCCAGGGAAUGCAAAGUGGAUUCUAUUAUUGAGGCAAGGAACCUGAAAACUUUCACUAUGGAUGAGCUUAUUGGCAAUCUGAAGACAGAUGAACUUAAGAAGCAGCAAGGAAAAGAGAAAAAAGAAAUAUCUAAAACUGAGGAACAGGUUACUAAGUUGAAAUCUAAAAAUCAGAGUCUAGUGAAUCAACUAGAGAAAGUAGGUAAUGCUAAUGAUAAAGGAAAGGAAAAUGCUAUAGAAAAUAAAGUAGAAGAUCAGAAGCUUGAAUUAAUUACUUUAACUCUCCAGAUAUCUGAAACUGAGAAACAAGUUGCUAAGUUAAAAUCUUCAAAUCGAAGUAUGGUGAGCCAAUUGGAGAAAAUAGAUACUUUAAAUAGUAAAAGAAAGAAGGAAGCUUCAAAGCUUCAAAUUGAGCAUGAAGAAAUAUUGGGGGAUUCUCAAAAGGAUCUCAUGACUGCACUUCAUAAGAAUGAUAAAUUAGAAAGGGACCUGAUCCGUCUGACAGAAGAACUUAGUAUACACCCAUGGGAACAGCUUUGGAAGAAGACAGAUGUGUUGCACAAAAUUAAUGAUUAUCUCAAGAAAGAGAGGGACCUGGUACUAUCUCUCAAGAGGUCUGAUCUUUCCAGCAGUGUAGAAAUGGUAGCUGAGAAUUUGAUUCUACUUGCAUAUGAUUCCAAGGAAAGCUCAGUUAGUGCUAAAGAGCAAAUAGUUGGCAAGAAGGAUGAUGUAACUAUGGGUGGAGAGACUUUUCUACCUCUAAAUGAGGGUGAUGAUGAUGAACCACCUUUGAGAUGGCCUGUGAAAAAAUAA
Capsicum annuum is the source of this 915-nucleotide messenger RNA. RefSeq names its product intermediate filament protein ifa-2-like. Lineage: Eukaryota; Viridiplantae; Streptophyta; Magnoliopsida; Solanales; Solanaceae. The record is from RefSeq and is a predicted model, not a curated record. The transcript is spliced from 4 exons. Bases 1 to 915 code for a protein of 304 amino acids.